This is a messenger RNA of Diachasma alloeum, 2998 nucleotides long. RefSeq lists its product as uncharacterized. Lineage: Eukaryota; Metazoa; Arthropoda; Insecta; Hymenoptera; Braconidae. Gene Ontology annotation, molecular function: dopamine receptor binding. The record is from RefSeq and is a predicted model, not a curated record.
UUCGCCGACAGGUGUAUAAGCGAGUCCAUGCAUGUACGAGCGAGCGCGGCGCGCACACUCGUGUCCGGGAGCAAACAUAACAUAAAGAAAACGAGCGGAGUGUUACCACCGCCAAACCCCGUGAUAACUCGACAAUAUCGUUUCCACCGAGUCCUCCGGUCUCCGAAGAGUCUCAGACUCCCUCAGAAUCAUCGAAAACCCGAGGAAAAUCGUUCGCUAAAUGAGUAAAACUGCUGUUUCAACUCGUGAAUGUUCUGUCCAGACGAUGGCUGCAUGAUUUCGCCCGCCAGCCGCAUGACUCUAGAUAGCGAUGGCAGAUCGCCAGCAGCCUCCCCCGGACUACAAGCGUAUGUCCCUGGACAAGAUAAUCGAGGCAAUGACAGCAGACCUUGAGGGUCCCAGUGGUCACUACGUCCAAUUUGGCAUACCCCCCACCCAGCCCCCCCUGUCCCCCAACCACCUCCCCUCCCCGCACCCCCAAAUCCCCCUGCAGCCCCCAAUCUACAUGCCCGACUCCUUCGACUCUCCCCCAGUGGAGCCCAUCUACUUUCCCCCUCAAACCGUCAAUCACCUGGGAAUAACCGAGAACAACGACCUAGUGGGCACCAUCGACGUGGGCAACGGCAACUUCAUAAACGUUAUCUACGGAAAUGCCUCCCAGAUGGUCCCCGAAGAGGUCCCCAGCAUGUCCCCCUACUCCAACCACCAGAUUAUGGACAGAGAGUACGGUUUAUUCGAUCAAAGAAUUCACCACAAUCUCCAGAGUGCCACGACUAAUGGAAAACAAUUGAUUGACAAUCUCGUUGGUAACUGGGUGCCCAAUCAAUCGGGGACGUACAGUCCCUUCGGGGGUUCGCCGAAUGUCACACCAGUGCCUCACUCGUCACCUGAGGUGGAGGAGGUGCCCAAGGUCGUGGAGAUUCAGAAGAAAACGCGAAUGGUGGCUGAGGUGAAGCCCAUGAGACCGAGUUACUCGUCAGUGCUGACCAAGUCGGCGCCCCCUCCACCCUCGCCCCUGAACGUUCCCCAGAGCAAGAUCCAGGUGGACUCGACCCUGAAGAAGACGUCGAAGAGCUCGAAGGGGUCGAAGGGAAAGCCGGGAGUGCUCAAGAGGCAGAACUCCUCGGGGAGUGAUGAGCAUGGAUCACCGAAGAAUCAGGUGGCCAAGAAGAGUCUUGAGAAGAAUAACUCCAAUCUCUCGAGACGUUGGGUCUCGCUGGACAAUUUGGGGGGCAAUGAGAGCCAUGAGAGGAGCGAUAUGAAUGGGUUCAGUAGACCUGACCAGAGGAAGACGUCCAAGACUGCGAGGAAGAACGAGAGGAAUGAGACGUUGAAUAAUAGCAAAGUUCAGAGUGGGGGGAAGACUGGGGGAAAUACUCAGAAGAGACCACUCCAGAUUAAUAAUAAUUUGGGGAAUGAGGGCGCGGGGGAGAGGGUGGAGAAGAAUUUACAGGUGGGCGGCAAGGGGAAGGAGGAGAAGAAGAAGGACAAGGGGAAGAGGUUCCAUCCGGAGAAGGAGAAGGUCGUGAAGAAGGGAAAGAACAGGAAGAGGGAGAACAGGGAGAGCCCUGUUAAGGAUUUGUGCAAGAAUUUUAAUAAGUAUGCCAGCCGGUGGAGCAAAGUCGGGCUUAAGGUGUUUUAUUGGCUUCUGCAUCUUAUCACGGAUGUUGUUAGUAUGAGUACUAAUCUUGUCAUUCAGUUUGUUAAGUGCAUGUGGUUUCAUACUGUAUUAUACCUGAAAUACUCAUGGGCCUACGUGUCCACUGCAAUCUCGAAGAUUCGGUUUCUGAAUGCAAUUGGCAAGAGGAUUGACGAUAGAUUUGGAAACAGUAGAUUUGCAUUUUGGCGAAGAUUGAAAUCUAAGAGAAACGACGACAAGGAUGAUAAUGUACACUGGUUGCAAGGUGGACUGGAAGCGAACAUUGCCCUGCCUAGUACUGGUGAGGAGGCGAUGAAAAGACUGCUGGCUUGCAAGGGAAAGGAUCCGUACAGCAUACUUGGGGUGACACCCACCUGUUCAGACGAUGAUAUCAAAAAAUACUACAAACGUCAGGCUUUUCUCGUACAUCCUGAUAAGAACAGUCAACCUGGGGCCGAAGAGGCAUUUAAGAUACUUGUUCAUGCGUUCGAUAUCAUUGGAGAACCAGAAAGAAGACAAGCAUUCGAUCAAACUCGUCAGGUGGAGGCAGCCUGGGGUGAGUUGAGUGAUCUUCUAUCCCAAUUGCACAGAAAAAUGGAACAAGCAGCGAACACGAUUAGAUGUACAAAUUGUGGAUUGAGGCAUAAACGUGUACCAACGCAGAGGCCUUGCUACGCUGCUCGAUUCUGUGCCCAGUGUAAGAUACGCCACAGUGCUAAGGAGGGUGAUAUUUGGGCGGAAUCUAGGGUCAUGGGUUUCCUCUGGCACUACUACGCGUGCAUGGAGGGUGCUGUUUACGAUGUGACCGACUGGGCUGCCUGUCAAGCUGGUAAUCUCAAACAUCUGCGUGCUAAUACCCACAAUGUGCAGUACAGAAUUGUUCUGGGACAGAGGCCACCACCUCAGGGUAUCAGUGGGAAGAGGAGACAGCAUGUGGAUGGUGGUGCAACGGACGCAGAUCUUGAAGAUUUCCUCAACAAUCUUUACAACCACAGUAAAACUGGUGGUACAACAGCAACGACAGAACAGCCAACCUCGAAAGAAAGCCGCAGACGUAAAGCAAAACGCAAAUGAAGACUUGAUCUCUUCUCAACAGUUGCACCCAUCGUAUUACUUGGCUCAUAAUACUCCAGCUGUUUAUUUUCUCUCUUUCUCUCCUUUAAGUUUUCGUUUUUCCCCUCCAUUUUUUUUAUUACAUUGCUUUGCAGAAUAAUGUUACAACCAGAAACACCCAACUAAUGUUCAAGUAUCUGACUUUUGCGAGUGAUAAGCAAUGACAAUUUAUGAGAUUCUUUCUUUCCUCGUUCCACUUGAGAAUGAGAAGAUUAUGAUCAUUAAACGUGAAUUCGAAGUUUGCAA